Messenger RNA from Brugia pahangi, 2025 nucleotides. NCBI's taxonomy places the organism in Eukaryota, Metazoa, Nematoda, Chromadorea, Rhabditida, Onchocercidae. The record is from the annotation of a GenBank genome assembly.
AUGGUUCACAGCACUUUAGAAGAUGAAUGGAAGGAUGAAGCAUAUAUACCGGAAGUUAUGGAAUCAUUACUCUCAAAGAAUAAACUAAUUAAAGAUGAAAAAUAUAUGCGACAACCCGAUGAAUCAAUAAAUCAUUUUGGACGAUGGCUUUUUGGAAUUAUCAGUGUAGCUAUCACUCUUGCAUUUAUGUUCUUCUUCUUAUCAAAUAUCUAUAAACGAGUAUCUGUGAAACGAUCUGAUCCACUUAUUCAUUCUUCUUCUGAUUUUAUUGAUUCGUAUGAUCAAGAAGAAAGCAAUGAUCAUAUAUUUGACAUUCAACAGAUCACUGAUAAUGCUGAUAAUGCUCAACAACAAUUCGAUGUGAUCAAUGAAAAUUCAGCUAUAUCACAAUAUGAUAAUGAUAAAUCACAAAAAUCAAUUAAAGAUGAUGAUAUAACAGAAGCAGUGCAACAGAUAAAAUUAGACGAUGAAGUAUUUACGAAAUUUUUAAAACCACUAAUCCUCUCAGAUAUAUCUAAAACUACACUUACAGAUGAAAAAUUUUUCAAUUUACCUACCUUUACUGUUACUCCUACUUCUAUUCCUACUACAAGUAAAAUUACUUCAGCUACUGAUAAGAAAUAUAAAUUUAAUGCAUAUAUUAAAACUUCUUUGCGUCCAAAACUUUUUAUUGUAAAUGCAAGUCUUUCAAAUUUAUUAAAUGCUACAAAAACUAAUUUACAUUCAAAUUCUAACACAACAAAUGGAACAUUAUUGUUUGAUAAAAAUUCAGUAACACCAAUUAUUCGAAAAUUCUCAAAUUUUAGUAAAAUUAAUUCACAAUUUACUAAAAGCAAAGAGAAAAAUGAUAGUAAUAAAAUUACUAUUACAACGACAAAAUUUACCGCACAUUUACGAAUAACGACAAUUUCAACGGUAAAUGUCACCAUUGCUUUAUCACGAAUGCAACAGGAAGAUAACAGGAUGAUAAGCAAUGAAGAAAAUGAGAAUGAUUAUGAAUAUGAAGAUAUUCUGUAUCUAAGGCCACCUGUUGCUACAACAAUAACAACAACAACAAUGACAACAACAACAGCUACUACUACUACUACUACUAUUACAUUCCAUCAAUUCAGUCCAAUAUCACAAUCUCAUGAUCAUCAUGAUCAUCCCCAUCAUCAUCAUCAUCAUCAUCAUUAUCAUCAUCAUCAACAUUAUCAUCAACAUCAUCAGUGCACACAUGAUGAUCGUCAAUCACCAGUGAUUGUCACAGCCUUAUUUGACAUUGGUCGUGGAAAAUGGCCUAGAUAUACGAGGACUUAUGAGCAAUACAUGAAUUACCUGAAGCAUUUAUUGAAAUUAAGAAAUUGUCUUAUCAUUUACACUGAUGCAAGUGGAGCAAAAUUUGUACGACAAAUGAGAAAUGCUGAUAAUACUAAGAUAUUUGAAAUGUCUAUGCAUGAUCUCCCGUUAUAUAGGUAUCGAGAAGAAAUGGAAGGUAUUAUUCGACGAGAACAACAAAAUUGGCAAUUUGGUCCAAAAAUGCGUUAUCAUCCGGAAGCAAAUAGCGCUGAUUACAAUAUAAUUGUUAAUUCAAAGCCGUAUUUUUUAUAUAAUGCAACACAAAAUGCUCAAUUUCAAGCUUCUGAUCGGAUGUUUGCCUGGAUUGAUGCCGGAUAUGGUCAUGGACGAGAAGGAAUUAUUCCAAGUCAUUGUCACUGGCGACCAGAACUUCAACGUGAUCGUAUGACAGUUAUUAAAUUGACACCAGCACAUGACAAAGUAUCCAGAUAUUCAAUAACUGAUCUAUAUCGUGUUGAUUGGGUUGUAUUAAGUGGUGGUUUUAUUGCUGGUGAUAGUCAUACCAUUAAUCGUUUCUAUCGAUUUUAUCAAAAAUCAUUUAUGGAAUUGUUAGAUUCUGGAAGAAUUGAUGAUGAUCAGACAGUGCUAACAUUAAUGCUUAAGCAUUAUGCAACUUUGUUUAAUCCGAUAUCUAGCAAUGGUGAUUGGUAUGCUGUAUUUCGACUAUUUCCGUGUAAGAAUAGCUAA